Messenger RNA from Fundulus heteroclitus (mummichog), 1665 nucleotides. RefSeq names its product adenosine deaminase RNA specific B2 (inactive) (gene adarb2). The record is from RefSeq and is a predicted model, not a curated record. The transcript has 8 exons. NCBI's taxonomy places the organism in Eukaryota, Metazoa, Chordata, Actinopteri, Cyprinodontiformes, Fundulidae. Gene Ontology annotation, molecular function: double-stranded RNA binding; tRNA-specific adenosine deaminase activity; double-stranded RNA adenosine deaminase activity. Gene Ontology annotation, biological process: RNA processing; adenosine to inosine editing. The coding region runs from base 1 to 1182 and encodes 393 amino acids. Gene Ontology annotation, cellular component: nucleolus; cytoplasm.
AUGAGGAGCGUGAAGGCUUUUGGAGGAGAGCGAGACUUUGCCGAUUCAAUAUUCCAGUUGGUGAGGGAGAAGUACCGGUCACUGGUGGGCGGCUGCAGUCCGGCGCACGCUCGGCACAAAUCCCUGGCAGGCAUCGUAAUGACCCGAGAUCUGGACCCGAGGCACGCGCAGGUGGUGGCUCUCUCCACAGGAACCAAAUGCAUCAACGGGGAGUACCUGAGCGACCAAGGACAAGUCGUCAAUGACUGUCACGCUGAAGUCACAGCUCGUAGGGCUUUGAUACGCUUUCUCUACUCUCAACUGGAAGUCUACUUGAGUAAAAGGCUGGAGGACUGGGAGGAGUCAAUAUUCGUCCGCCACAAAGAGCACAGCUACAGGUUGAGAGACAACGUCCAUUUCCACAUGUACAUCAGCACUUCGCCGUGUGGGGACGGGAGACUCAACUCGCCAUAUGAAAUCACAAGUGAUCUACACAGCAGCAGACACCUCAUGAGGAAGCAUCGAAGCCACUUGCGAACCAAAAUUGAGUCUGGUGAAGGGACGGUUCCUUUGCGAUGCCGGGGGCCCGUCCAGACGUGGGAUGGCAUCCUACAGGGAGAGCAGCUCAUUACCAUGUCCUGCACAGACAAGAUCACCAGGUGGAACAUCCUGGGCCUGCAGGGGGCGUUGCUGAGCCACUUCGUGGAGCCGGUGUACCUGCACAGCAUCACUGUUGGCAGCCUGCGCCACACGGGCCAUCUGGGCCGAGUCCUGAACCAGCGGCAGGAGCGUCUGGGCCCUCUGCCCUCCACAUACAGACGCAGCCAGCCCCUACUCAGUGGGCUAAGCAGCGCCGAGUACCAGCAGCAGGGGAAGGCCACGUGCGUCAGCGUCAACUGGACCCUGGGCGACCCGCAGCUGGAGGUGAUCAACACAGCGACGGGACGGCGGCGCGACUCGGGGACGCCGUCGCACCUCUGCAAGCACGCCCUGUUCACCCGCUGGAACAGACUGUACCGUAAGCUGGGGGUCCACGUCUCCAGCUCAGCGACGGACCGCGAGCUCAUGUACAGCGAGGCCAAGGUGGCGGCACGUCCUUACCAGACCGCGAAGCAGCAGUGGUUCAAGUCCCUGCAGGAGAUGGGCCUCGGCACCUGGGUGAAGAAGCCGCCAGAGCAGGAUCAGUUCCUGCUGUCCGUCUGAGCGACACUGGGAGUAUGUGUGUGUGUGUGUGUGUGUGUGUGUGAGACCUUUAUUUUUUUAGGGCAAGAUGACACAACUCCACACCAGGAAGUGUACCCUCCAAACUAAAGAUUACCGACCCCUUGUGUGUGUCCUCGGCUCAUUGCGCUUCGUGUCGCCCUUUCAUGCCCGUCGCUGAAACCGCCGGUGGAAGGUCAGACAGGAGGAAAAAGCGGAGUUGAAAAGCGGGACGUUUUUCCUCUGACAUGCUUUGAUCGCAAACACAGAGGUUUAAGCAAACAGCCAUCUAAAUUCAGCCCAUUCCCUUCUUGUGGCUGUGAAGGAAAAAGGGGGUUGGGGUAACCUUGAGCAGAAUGAAAGGCAGCCACUAUCUUGUCAUCAGCUAUUUCCGGGCCCCGAGGCUCCCGCUGAGGAGCGGAGCCACAGGGGAGAGAGAGCGAGACAGACAGAGGAAGGGGAAAGGAGAAGAAGAAGAAGAAGAAG